Molecule: messenger RNA, 129 nt
Organism: Racocetra persica
Lineage: Eukaryota; Fungi; Glomeromycota; Glomeromycetes; Diversisporales; Gigasporaceae
Source: the annotation of a GenBank genome assembly
AUGAAUAUUGGAUAUAUUACUGUCGAGCUUGUGACUACCUUCAUGGUUCUUAGCGGUAAUAGUCGGUUGGCUUUUUUCAGAGCAAGUCAUUCGGCAUAUUGGUGGUGGGGCUAUUGGGUUGUUAGUUGA